UCCACCUGUUGUGAUUGUUCAACCACGACGGAAAAUAAUCGUAAAAAGGAUCAGAAGGCACAGAAACUAAGCAUACACGAGGAUUUGAUAGAGGAUGAGGUACUCCUGGGAUUAGCUUCAGACCAGUCUGUGACGUAUUAUUAGCAGGAUACGUCUUUCAAGGGAACUAGUUGCGCUUACAACCCCUGUGACUUGUUGCUCUUACUGGAUGGUGAGUUAAACAUGAAGCUACGUAUAUCAGGAAUUUCAUCAGAGUCAGCAUAGAACCUCAGUACUGGUUUUUGUCUUGAACCUCAAACUUUGUUUCAGAGAUAACAGAAGCGUGAUAUAAGUUGACGUCAGGGUAGCUAAAAACCAUGGAACUGCUACAUCAUUGGUUCCUCAGGGCUCUAUUCUUGGGCCUCUUCAUUGUACACAUAGGAGCAGAAAUCGAAUUUCGAGAGGAGCCGUAUGACAAAGUUGUUGCCCAGGGACAGCCAGUUUACUUUGACUGCAUGGCGGCCGAUACCCAAAACCGUGGUACGAUCUCAGUCCAAUGGAAACAUAACAGCACCCCGCUCAGUGCCGGCGGGAGAGUGACCAUCUUUCCUAACGGGACCCUUCAGUUGGUAUCGACGCAGACGGGAGACGAGGGGACGUAUUCCUGCACGGCCAGCCUUGUUGUUUCUGGAGGUCUCUUGGAGCAGAGAGAAAGCCUGGCGGCCAUGUUGUAUUUUGCCUUUCUCAACCCAGUUGAUCUGAUCACCGGUAACCAGACUGUGAUCGACAAACAGCUGGCUCCCGCCUACUUCCAAUGUGUUUCGGGUGAAAGCCGACCGCUUCCAACCAUCAUCUGGGAGAGAAACGGGAUACCAGUCACAGAUGAAUUAUCAUACGGGGAGCAAUUCGGCGGGACUGGUUCCCUGAAGUGGUCGCAAACACUCCAGAUUAAUAAUGUACGCAAGCGCCAUGAGGGGUCGUACCGAUGCGUGGUGAGCAACCCACUGCUCAAUGGACAGGUCCAGAGAAGCUCUUAUUCGUUCCUGGAAGUUCUUCCCAAUCCAGGAGACCCAUACAUCAGCAUCGCGCCUCGAAACCAAAUCAUCCCAGCCGGGGAACCAGCCAUUUUCUCCUGCCAGAUCCUUGGUGACCCGGCGCCCUCGAUCUCUUGGAGAAAGCUCGACGACCCCGAUGAUCUCAUCGAUACACCCGAGCGUUACGCCCGAAAUGACGGCAGUCUGUACUUUGCUGACGUAGCUGAUAUGUAUGAGGGAAACUACGUAUGUACAGGUACCAGUCGACUGGGACAAGUCUCAACCAAUCCAGUGGCUCUGAUAUCUGCACGUAUGGAUUGGGUUUUUACCCAGAACCCAUCUGACACAGAGGUCGUUGAGGAUGAUCGUGCGACGCUAAGCUGCCGGCCACCGUUCAGCAAGCCGCAAGCGAAUAUCACAUGGUACAAAGACAAUGCAGUGUUUCAAGGUGUGGCUAUACUAGGUGUUGGAGAUGUUUACUUCUCAUCGAUCACUAAGGAUGAUGAAGGGAGCUACUUCUGCGUAGCAACCAAUGACUUCCUCCCACAGAGUGUUACAUCAGACACUGCUGUGUUAUCAGUACGAGUCAAGGCCUCUAUUGAGGUGCCACCAGUUGCCAGAGAGGUCAUUCUUGGAAACGACCUCACAUUGACCUGUGAAGCCAGGGGGGAUCCCACCCCUAUGAUAGUCUGGAGGAAAGAUUCGGCAAUAAUUCAGGCCGGAGGUCGGACAACCAUAGGAAAUGCUGGUCAACUACUGCACAUUCUUGGGAUCAUUGGGUUGGACCAGGGGACUUAUACUUGUGAAGUCUCUAACGCAUACGGGUCAGAGUCCGCAUCAGUGUAUGUCGAUGUUCUUGUUUCUCCGCAAAUCACGACGGGUCCAGGUGAUCUCCGUGUGGGUCUCGGCUCCUCCAUACUCCUCCCCUGCAUCGUCAUCGGUGACCCCGUCCCAGACGUCACAUGGUACAAAGACAAUACUCUCCUAACCUUUGACCCCAGUGACAUCCACUACCAGCUGACCAAUCAGGGACUGACAAUUAACGAGGCUAGGGUUAGCGACGGCGGGAGCUUCCGUUGCCAAGCGACCAACAAAGCUGGGACGAGCGAGAGCUCUGGAACAUUGAUCAUAGAGACUCCACCAGUCAUCACCACUCCGCUCACCAACCAAACAGUCUACCAGGAAGCAGUCGUUGUCUUCGUAUGCCAAGCGAGCGGGGAACCGAGACCAGACCUAGUGUGGUUUUUCAACGACGGGCCGGUUCCGAGCUGGGGUAGUAUCUCCAACCAGGGGCAGAUACUGACUGUAAGCUCGGCCAGUGAUUUAACUAUAGGGAAAGUCACAUGCCGGGCGCAGAACAGGCAGGGUCAGGCUGAAUCAGAGGCUAACCUGCAAGUCAGAGUUGCUCCAGACAUUUUACCGAUAAGCGACUCGACAGUCGACGCUGGGACGUCUUUCACCGUUCAUUGUAUUACUAGCGCAUUUCCGGAGCCGACCAUUACAUGGCUGAAGGGGCAGGAUGUGAUCAUUGCAUCAGAAAGAAUCAUCUUCAGCUCGCCCGGUUCCCUGACCAUUGCUUCGGUUACCAAGGAAGAUCAAGGUGACUACAGCUGUGUAGCUUCUAAUGGCGUCGGAAACACUAGGGAAAACUUCCGCAUCUCCGUACUUGGUUUACCAGGGGCACCAACGAUACUAAAUGCUGCACCAGUGACAGGGGACUCCAUUACUGUGUAUUGGUCAGUGGGAGGGGAUGUAAUGGAUACAACACACUAUCAACUGCAGUACAAGCUAAGUCUUAUGACAUCAUGGACAACUUUCUUGGACAGUAUCGAGGCGACCAUCAGCCCUCAGUCAAGCACAGUCUACGGGCUGGACGAGAGUAGAUCUUAUCAGUUCAGAAUCUACGCCAAGAAUUCUCUGGGUAUCUCGUCCCCGAGUAACAUUGUGGUUGCCUCCACGCCGUCUGUCACAGGGCCGUCUGCUCCACGAAACUUCAAGAUCUUAUCAUUCAAUGCGACUGCCGUCACACUGCAGUGGGAAAUCCCUGUAACGAAGAAUGGCCCUAUAGAAGUCUACACAGUAGAGUACAGGAAGACUGGAACCAAUGACUAUUCCAGCGUUCAGGUGUUGGGAAAUGACCAGUACACCAUUGAGGCCAUUGUAGUUGGUUUGAGUCCCAUCUCGUCGUACCAGUUCCGUGUGACUGCUGCCACGUUACACAAUGGACAGCACCAGUUUGGGGAUUUUACAGACUAUAUUGAGCAGAUGACAUCACCGAGUGCACCCACAGCCUCUCCCAGCAAUGUCGUUAUCACAGCGUCAUCCUCUACAACAAUUCUGGUGUCUUGGUCGACUGUGGCACCUGAGCAUCAGAAUGGACCGAUCCAGGGCUACAAUGUGUCAUACAAGGAAACCGGGUCUUCCAUUACACCGUGGGUGGAAACAGUCGAUGAGACGGUGUUUUCCGUGAGGUUGACCGGACUGAUGAAAUGGACGGAGUAUGACGUACAGAUGUGGGCGUUCAACGGAGAGGGGGCUGGGCCUAAAACGGACGUUAUUAUCAGAAGAACAAAGGCGGAUGCUCCGACGGCGAGUCCACUGAACAUUGGCCUGAUUGCAACAAACAAGACUGCCAUCCUGGUAACCUGGCAGGCUUUACCUGAGGCUGAUCGGUUUGGUCCCAUCGAUGGUUACUUGGUGACCUAUUGGUCCCAGAACUCAAUGAGCAGACAAACAUUAGAUGUACCAGGAACGGACAACUUCUUGGUUCUUACUGGUUUGGAGGUCGCGACACUCUACUUCGCCCAGAUGGUUGCCUACAACCUAGUGGAUGGCGUUCGAUUAGAGGGUCCCCCAUCAGUAGAAACAUCUGCCUCAACACAGGAAGGAAUUCCCGGACACGUCAGAUCAAUCACAGCCUCCGAAGUUGGCUCCGACUACAUCUACCUCAGCUGGGAACCCCCCUCUAACAGCAAUGGAGUAAUCCUGGCCUAUGUCAUCACGUACACGGCAGACUUUCCCCAGGAAGUUACCACUGACGUCCUGAGUGUAGUGACAGGGGGAGUGAGGGAUAGCUCCAGACGUAGAAGAGACGUGAUUUUUGGCAACGAGACGUACGGACAAAUUGAGACGACAGAAACGUUUUAUAACUUGACGUCGCUGAAGCCGGAGACAGACUACGUGAUUGAGAUUAGAGGGAGGACCAGUGCUGGUAUGGGAGUCAAUGCUGAGAAACUCUUCAUCUCAACUGGCAGGGCACUACCUACCCGGUUACCACCACCAGGUCAGGGUACCACCCAACCACCGAUGGAUUCUCAGCCUCCGCCGCUCACCGAGACCAUGAACCCCUUCCCAGGAGAAGCAGCCUACCCACUAAAUUCCCUGAUCAUCUUCAUCUCAGCAGUCAGUCUUGCAGGAGCUGCCCUCUGUCUUGCCCUCGUUGUCCUCUUAGUGUGGUGUAAGCGACGUGGCGAUGACAAAACGCUCAAAAAUUCAAAUUACUUGAUUGACAAUGAUCAGAUGUGCUCAUCCAGCCAACGCAGCGGGAGUGAUGAUAUAGUGCUGGACAUCUCCAGAGCAAAUUCCAAGUCGCCCUCGACGGUCAGCUCAAGAAACACUUCUCGUCUCCCGUCCGUCUCCACUCCAACACCGUCCCCACCUGAGGAAUUCGCGGAUCUGAGCGGUAUGAAUGACGGCCCGAUGGACCCCAACCGCCCCCGGGCAAGCUCCUCCCCCAGCAUGGACCACAUGAGGGUGCACAGAGAUAUGGAUGGAUAUGCUGCGUACGGAGGGCAGGUCGAGCAGGGAUCGGGGACCGUACCGAGGGCAAAUGGGAGACUCUACACCCCGGCAAGAAGUCCGAGGAAUGCUAAAUACCAUCCAGCCUCCCAUGGGCAGUUAGAGAGUCAAGACACGACGCCCGACAAGCUGGAUGAACUUUAUAACAAGGUGGCCCGAACCUCGAGAGGACCGAGUCGACUGAAGCAAGAUAGCCUGGCAGCCAUUGCCGUCCUGCUGGACCAGGAAGAGACCAACGGUGACCUCCAACCUGUCGAGAAUCCUUCAUCGAUUGUCAUAUCAAAUGAAAGGACUACCCUUUAACCCUUCCAGUUCCGUCGCUCCUAAUGUGUACAUAUUAUAUAUAUGUUAAUGUGUGAAUAAAUAAUGACUUAAGCAGGAUGUGAACCCAGUACCCGUGGAUGAAUGUAAAGGUGCUGUAGAACUACUGAACUACAUAAAGUGCGCAGUGUGGAUUGGGAUGAGCGUUUGCCAAUCCUCCAUUGGGACAAAGACCAUUUUGCUGGCAGGAGACUUUUGAAUGGUGGAUUUUCUUCCGAGUUGCAUAAAUGAGUUAGUGUGAUUGGACUACGCCUUCCUGCUGCUGUGAUUGGUCAACUUCUCGAAGGAGUACAUUUCUAACCAGCAUAUCCGUGAAAGAGUCCAAAGAAGAAUAUAAAGAUAAAAAACAUUGACCUCUGUUUCUCCGUGACAGGAACACAUUGCCUUGGAUCGGACGAGUUGGUCUAAAAAGCGUUUGUAACCGUUUGUUAUAAAAUGCAU
Asterias rubens (European starfish) is the source of this 5573-nucleotide messenger RNA. Its product is annotated as Down syndrome cell adhesion molecule-like protein 1 homolog. Lineage: Eukaryota; Metazoa; Echinodermata; Asteroidea; Forcipulatida; Asteriidae. Gene Ontology annotation, biological process: cell adhesion. The transcript is spliced from 32 exons. Gene Ontology annotation, cellular component: membrane. Gene Ontology annotation, molecular function: protein binding. The record is from RefSeq and is a predicted model, not a curated record. The coding region runs from base 357 to 5114 and encodes 1585 amino acids.